AUGCUUGAACACCUCGUGGUCGACAUCGGGAAGGCGCUUUUCAUCCUCAUCCUGCCGCCCUUCCCACCACCACAGGCGCUUUUCAUCCUCAUCCUGCCGCCCUUCCCACCACCACAGGCGCUUUUCAUCCUCAUCCUGCCGCCCUUCCCACCACCACAGGCGCUUUUCAUCCUCAUCCUGCCGCCCUUCCCACCACCACAGGCGCUUUUCAUCCUCAUCCUGCCGCCCUUCCCACCACCACAGGCGCUUUUCAUCCUCAUCCUGCCGCCCUUCCCACCACCACAGGCGCUUUUCAUCCUCAUCCUGCCGCCCUUCCCACCACCACAGGCGCUUUUCAUCCUCAUCCUGCCGCCCUUCCCACCACCACAGGCGCUUUUCAUCCUCAUCCUGCUGCCCUUCCCACCACCACAGGCGCUUUUCAUCCUCAUCCUGCCGCCCUUCCCACCACCACAGGCGCUUUUCAUCCUCAUCCUGCCGCCCUUCCCACCACCACAGGCGCUUUUCAUCCUCAUCCUGCCGCCCUUCCCACCACCACAGGCGCUUUUCAUCCUCAUCCUGCCGCCCUUCCCACCACCACAGGCGCUUUUCAUCCUCAUCCUGCCGCCCUUCCCACCACCACAGGCGCUUUUCGUCCUCAUCCUGCUGCCGCUCAUCUCCUCUCUGGGGUACAGAGUCCCUCCUGCGCAGCUUCCAGGCUACUUCCGGGAAGGUGCCACGUGCCUUCUCAACUUCAACCAGGCCGUACCAGGCUGUCAGGGAGCCCCACUCCUCCCGCUGCUUUACGUGGCAGCGAACGUAGCGUUCAACGUCUCCCUCCUGGCUCUGCUCAAGAAGUCGUCUGCAGUGGCGGCAUCUCUCUCCAUGACCCUCGUGGUGCCCUUGACAGUGCUCGCUCGCAUUCACCUUCCCCCUGCCCUUGCGAGGCCCGCCCCAGCCUCUGAGGGGGGGCGUUGUGUUCUCGCCUUCACCUUCCCCCUGCCCCUGCGAGGCCCGCCCCAGCCCCUGAGGGGGGGCGUUGUGGUCGGAACCCUCGUGCUGCUGCUGGGGCUGGCUGCUUACAGCCUUGCCAAUCCUGGAAGCACAGGCGGGGGAGGGGGAGGGGGAGUGAAGUUGGCAGGAGGCGGGAAGGAAGAAUAG
This is a messenger RNA of Closterium sp. NIES-65, 1137 nucleotides long. Lineage: Eukaryota; Viridiplantae; Streptophyta; Zygnematophyceae; Desmidiales; Closteriaceae. The record is from the annotation of a GenBank genome assembly.